GGGGUUGGCUGAGGGCUGUGCCGGGUGCCGCGGUACCUUGUGGGAAGACAGAAAGAUGGCGGCGCCCGUAGGGCGUACUCUUUUAGGGGUGGCUAGAGGCUGGCGGCAGCUUGACAGGCUCUGGGCAGGUAGUUCUCGUGGCCUGUCCCUUGAGGCUGCGCCCUCCAGCAGCCGGUCUCCAUGGCGCUUGUCGGGCGCCUUGUGUCUGCAGCGGCCACCGCUGAUCACCAAGCCUCUCACCCCAUUGCAGGAAGAGAUGGCGGGUCUGUUACAGCAGGUAGAGAUAGAGAGAAGCCUGUAUUCAGACCAUGAGCUCCGUGCUCUGGAUGAAGCUCAGCGACUGGCAAAGAAGAAAGCUGACUUUUAUGAUGAGGAACAAGAACGGGGCAUUAUGCUCACACAAGACUUAGAAGAUAUGUGGGAGCAGGCAUUCCUCCAGUUCAGACCUGGAGCCCGGGAGACAGAAGCCGAUAAAAAAGAUGACAGAACCUCGUUGCAUCGUAAGCUAGACAGAAACCUUGUCCUCCUAGUCAGGGAGAAACUUGGAGACCAAGAUAUUUGGAUGCUUCCUCAAAUCGAGUGGCAGCCUGGGGAGACCCUUCGAGGGACAGCUGAGCGAAUCCUGGCCACACUCUCAGAAAACAACAUGGAAGCCAAGUUCCUAGGGAAUGCACCCUGUGGGCACUACAAGUUCAAGUUCCCCAAGGCAAUUCGGACAGAGAGUGACCUUGGGGUCAAAGUUUUCUUCUUCAAAGCUCUGCUGCUCACCGGAGACUUCGUGCAGGCUGGGAAAAAGGGCUGCCAUGUGUGGGCCAGUAAGGAAGAGCUGGGUGACUAUCUGCAGCCCAAGUACCUGGCUCAGGUCAGGCGAUUUCUCCUGGACCUCUGAUGGAUUCAGCUGUCCGUGAACGUUGCUCACACAAGUCAAGUGUAGGACCUCAGGAACAAUGUUGACGGACAUUUACAGGACUGUCAAGCAGCAAACUCAAUUCUGAGAAUUCAGUGUGUCUGUCAUUGUGUUGAAGUUUGAUUUGUCCUUGGAGAACAACUGGCUUUGUCAAUUGAAGAGAGGCCAAAACAGUUAUUUCUCUAUAGCAAGUUAAAGCAUUAUGUUACAGUGAAAUAACAGACCUACUGGGCCCAGAAUAAAAAGAAAUGAAUAGAUCCAAA
Grammomys surdaster is the source of this 1170-nucleotide messenger RNA. It is a transcript of the gene Mrpl46, whose product is annotated as mitochondrial ribosomal protein L46. Gene Ontology annotation, cellular component: mitochondrial large ribosomal subunit. The transcript is spliced from 4 exons. Bases 56 to 889 code for a protein of 277 amino acids. The record is from RefSeq and is a predicted model, not a curated record. Gene Ontology annotation, molecular function: structural constituent of ribosome. NCBI's taxonomy places the organism in Eukaryota, Metazoa, Chordata, Mammalia, Rodentia, Muridae.